ACACGUGCGUUGCGUUGUUUUGAUGUUUAUGUUGUUUGAGUUUCAGAAUUUAAAGUAAAUUAUAUUUUCACACUUUGUUACAAAUGAAAAUUCUUAUCUAACCAUUUACCAGAUAUAUUAAAAUGGCUCCAAAGAACUAUCCAUUCAAACGAACCAACAAAACUAUUUACAAAAAGCCUUCAUCCAUCGUAACUGAAGAUGCACUGUACUGGAAGAAACUUGGUUCUCCUGUCCUAGUAAAAGAAUUUGGUGCCAUCGAUUACCUGGACUUCUGUCCGGUAGAACCAUACUAUUUUGCCGCCACAUGCUCUGUCAGAGUACAGAUAUAUGACCCAAUAACUAAAGUAGUAGCUAAGAACAUCUCAAAGUUUGUGGAAGCAGCUUACGGUGGGUCUUUCCGAGCUGACGGUAGACUCUUGGUAGCUGGGAGUGAGGAGUCAGCAGUUAAACUAUUUGAUGUGCAGUCCAAGAGCAUCCUCAGAGUCUUUACUGGUCACAGUGGCCCAGUGCACAGAACCUUCUUCACCAAGGAUCAUGUGAAAAUCCUCAGCUUCUCAGAUGACAAAUCAGUCAGUGUUUGGGACAUUGCAACCGAAGAAAGAAUAGCAAACUUCUCAGAACACUCUGACUAUGUGCGCUCCGGAGCCCCCAGCCCUAUAUCUCCAGACAUCAUUCUCUCUGGUGGCUAUGAUCAUAUGGUCAAACUAUAUGAUUGCAGGUCAAAUGAAACGGUUCUCUCUGUUGACCAUGGAAGUCCCGUUGAGUCAACCUUGUUCCUGCCAUCUGGAGGUAUCUUCAUCAGUGCUGGAGGCACCGAAAUCAAGGUCUGGGAUAUAUUCAAUGGAGGGAAGCUACUGGCCAAUAUUUCUCAGCACCACAAAACGGUUACCACAUUACGUCUUGCAAGCAACAACAGCAGGCUCAUGUCAGCGUCCUUAGACAGGCAUGUGAAGGUGUAUGACACCGCCACAUUCAAAGUCGUUCACAAUAUUGACUUCCCUAAUGCGGUUAUGAGUAUGGCUGUAUCAGAGAAUGAUGAUAUCCUGGCUGUUGGGAUGAUUGAUGGAGUCAUUUCAAUAAGGAAGAGAGACCAGCCAGCUCAAAUAAGCGAAGAAAAAGCUCUGCUCAAGUUUGCACCUGACCAUGUUGACACCGUUGUUGUUAGUAAUGAUGUGAGUGAAAAGGAAGCACAUUUCGACAAGCAUCUACGAAAGAAUGAAUAUAGCAAAGCACUGGCUACUGUUCUAAAGUCCUUUGUUACUGCUAAACAUCCAGAGAAAACUGUAGCAUUACUACAAGAACUUCUAAGAAGGAAUGUACUACAUAUUGCAGUCAGUAAUUUGGAUGAAAAGGGUGUUGGAGGCUUACUACGCUUUGUAACUAAACAUUUAGGAGAAUCUAGAUUCACAAGGACAAUCAUAGACACAAUGAAUGUUUUUACUGAUGUUUAUGAAACGCGAAUCAAAAACUUUUCAGAGUAUACCUUAUCAGUUUACUCCAAAGUGCAGAAGCAAAUUAAUGAAGAAAUAGAAGUUUGUAAAAGGGUUUGUGAACUAGAAGGUGCACUAAGUCUUCUGUUGGCUGGGGCACAGAUAAGUUCUAAGGAUGCUCCAGAAAUUACUACUAUUCUUGAGCCAUCUACUAGGGCCCAGAAAGAUAUUGUUAUUGAUGUUUAGUAUUUAAGAAUAAAUGAAGUAAACUGUU
Messenger RNA from Plutella xylostella (diamondback moth), 1704 nucleotides. RefSeq names its product U3 small nucleolar RNA-associated protein 15 homolog. Gene Ontology annotation, cellular component: nucleolus. Gene Ontology annotation, molecular function: protein binding. NCBI's taxonomy places the organism in Eukaryota, Metazoa, Arthropoda, Insecta, Lepidoptera, Plutellidae. Gene Ontology annotation, biological process: positive regulation of transcription by RNA polymerase I; rRNA processing. The record is from RefSeq and is a predicted model, not a curated record.